GAUGUCUCAGAGCUAUCAGGGGGCGGUGCUCCUUUCGCCUUUCGGCGAGCCAACCGCCGAGCCAUUAGUCUUUUGAUCUCAUCAUCGCGAAUUAAAGGGAACACGGUGGAAACCAGUGGGCUCUAUAAGGGAGCGGGAGAAGGCGAGGUGCGCGCGAGUCUUCUAACCCUAGGAAUGGAGAAGGAGCUGCUGGGGAGGCUGGAGGCCGCGGUCGCGCGCCUGGAGGCGCUCGGCGCCGCCGGAUCCCGCUCCGCAGGCACAUCCUUCGAUCUCGCCGACGCGGCGGCCGCAGAUCCGGCGAUAUCGGCGAUCGACGACCUCAUAUCCGGACCCCUCGCCCGGGUCUCCGAGGCCGCGGGGAAGAUCGGCGGGCAGGUCCGUGAAGUGACCAAGAUAGUGGAGGAGGCGUUCGCGGUUCAGAAGGACCUCCUCGUCAAGGCCAAGCAAUGCCAGAAACCUGACGCUGUGGGCUUACAAGAGUUUCUGAAACCACUCAAUGAGGUGAUCCUCAAGGCAAGUACUUUGACUGAAGGAAGGCGCUCUGAUUAUUUUAACCAUUUGAAGGCAGCUGCUGACAGUCUUACAGCUUUGGCAUGGACUGCUUACUCAGGAAAAGAUUGCGGCAUGAGUCUUCCAACUGCACAUGUCGAAGAAUGUUGGCAGAUGGCUGAAUUCUACAACAACAAGGUUCUUGUGGCAUACAGAAAUAAAGAUCCAGACCAUGUAGAGUGGGCAAAAGCAUUGAAGGAGCUCUAUCUGCCUGGCUUACGAGACUAUGUCAAAGGUUUUUAUCCUUUGGGCCCUGUUUGGGGUCCUGCCGGGUCAACUGUUUCUGCACCUAGAUCUGCUUCUUCCACUUCAAAAGCUCCCCCAGCAAAGGCUCCUGCCCCUCCACCAUCUCUUGUCAGUUCUGAGACUGCACCAUCGCAACCUAAACAAGGGAUGUCUGCUGUCUUUCAGGAAAUCAACUUGGGCAAGUCUGUGACUACAGGUUUGAGGAAGGUUAGUGAUGACAUGAAGACCAAGAAUCGAACUGAUAGAACUGGUGCUGUCAGUACGACUGAAAAAGAUUUUCGUGCCAGUUCCUUUUCCUUUUCUAAAACAGGACCUCCGAAAUUGGAGCUUCAAAUGGGUCGCAAAUGGGCAGUUGAAAAUCAGAUCAGAAAGAAGGACUUGGUAAUUGAUGACUGUGACUCAAAACAAUCUGUAUAUGUAUUUGGGUGCAAGGAUUCUGUUUUGCAAGUCAAAGGAAAAGUGAACAAUAUAACUGUUGACAAGUGCACCAAAAUGGGAAUCGUGUUUACGGAUGUGGUCGCAGCUUGCGAGAUUGUGAACUGCAAUGGUGUGGAGGUGCAAUGUCAGGGUUCAGCACCGACAAUAUCAAUAGACAACACAUCAGGCUGCCAAUUGUACCUAAGCAAAGAUUCAUUGGAGGCUUCCAUAACAACAGCUAAAUCAAGUGAAAUUAAUGUAAUGAUUCCUGGUGCAGGCCCAAAUGAUGACUGGGUGGAGCAUGCAUUGCCACAGCAGUAUGUCCAUACUUUCAAGGAUGGCCGGUUCACAACAUCUCCAGUCUCUCACUCUGGCGGGUAACUGUGCUUAUUACCAACUUUAUCCCUAUCUAUGUCUAAUAGCAUUAUUCCAUGGCAGAGAGAAAUAAGACCAACAGUCGUGUUAGUGGGUUUUGCAAGUCUGCAUUUAAGUUUAUGCUGCAACUGAAACAGCCCUUUUUCGUUCCCUCUUCAUUUCUGUGGAUUUGUUAUUUUUGCCGAUUUGUGAUUUAUUUGGUUUGGAAAGAUGCAAAGCUUUUCUUUUGCUUUUUGUUUACCUUGUGUACAUGAAAAGCAGCCCUAGUGGUCAUUUUCUAUCUCCUCGUUCUUUAUCA
Messenger RNA from Phoenix dactylifera (date palm), 1885 nucleotides. RefSeq names its product cyclase associated protein 1 (gene CAP1). Lineage: Eukaryota; Viridiplantae; Streptophyta; Magnoliopsida; Arecales; Arecaceae. The record is from RefSeq and is a predicted model, not a curated record. Gene Ontology annotation, biological process: cytoskeleton organization; actin filament organization. Gene Ontology annotation, cellular component: cytoplasm. Gene Ontology annotation, molecular function: adenylate cyclase binding; actin binding.